UGGCAACUUCAGGGGUGAGAACCCCAGCUGAUGAUAUUGCGCGUAAGAACGCGUUAUGCGACUUUAUUUCGCUGCAUCAUCAACAAACAGCAAACCAACUUCAUAUUGUUGUUCCCGGUUGUGUGAACUGCAUCGAAGUUGUGAGCGUCUUCGCGUGUCGAGAUAUACUAUAUAACCAUCACGAUGUCGGGGAAACACAGACAAUCCACGGUCCUGGCCGAUGCUAGUAACCGCGCCAAUAUUUCAAUUGUACCGCCCGUUACUGUCUACAAGACACCAGCCAACAGCUCUAUAGUUACUCCUAUGCCCAGUUCCGCACAAUUGAUGGCCGUAACCGGCGCAAAUCGGCCAGCGCCCAAGCCGUCGGGGCCCGCAGCCAAGCCGGCAGCAGCACCGAUACCUAGUGUCGCGGGCAACGCCCCGAAAACUGCGGCUGUCGCUAGUAAGAAGCGCAAAGCUGAGACUACGUUAGAAGAGGAUAUCGCGGCUUACAAGCAGAACCUGGAUCACAUCAUCAGUCCCCAUGCCUUCGAAGAUGACCCCAUGCCCAGCUGUAACGCCGUGCGCGGGAAGAUCAACAAGCUCCUCGACUCGGGCAUUAUGAACAAGGCGGAGUUCGCCAAGGUCCUCGGGUCUACUAACGCGAAUACGCUGAACAGAUUCUUACAUGCAACUGGCCCAAUGGGAGGCUCCGGGAGUAGCAUGUACUACAAUGCGUGGGUGUGGUUCAAGCAGCGCGAGUACGCCAAGAUCAAGAUGCCGGACGUCAAGAAGCGGCAGAAGCUCGAAGUCGACGCUGCCACUGCCGCCGCUGGGCCGUCAAAUACAACAACAACAACAACAACAACAACAACAACAUCAUCGUCCAACGGGAACCCCAGCUCGACAGCGAAGAUGAUUGCGUCCUCUGUCGCAGGACUACCCGAUAUCAGCGGGAUCCAUCUCGAGGGCGAGGAAACGGACGACGUCCCCGUCUACGACACCUGCGACGACAUCCGGAAGAAGAUCAACGCGCAUCUGAAGACGCCCGGGCUCACGCAGACGCAGUUCUGCCGGGACAUCUACGCGCAACUGCGCGCGCCCAAGUGCAAGGGCAUCCAGUCGAAGCAAUUGGCCGACUUCCGCGCCCUGAAGGGCGCCAACGCGGGCGCCAAGAGCUCCGUCUUCUACGCUGCCUACUGUUACUUCGAGAAGCUGCGCGUCGCGCAGGGUAAGCCCAAAACUGCGCAUCGGUUGACUAUGGAGACCCUCUGGGCUGCUGAUGGGGGCUUCGAUCGCGAGAACGAUCAUCGCACCACUUACUUUUUUCUAGGUGCUGGAGACUCCGCGACUAUUGACCAGUACGGCAGGAUGGGGUAGAGCAUGGUUAUGGGUUCUUUUGAUGCGCGGCAUUGUGAACGGGAGUGUAAAGCGCUUGGUUCUUGGGUUUAGAUUAUGUCCGCGAGGAGGAAUGCUUGGGUUUGGCGUUGCUCAUUUCUGAGUUGUGAGUUGGUGUUUCGCAAGGUUCAAUAUCGGGACUGCACGACGUUAAGGGAAUGAGUGUUAGUUGUAAUUCUUCGGAAAUGUCUAUUCAUCUGUAGGAUCGGUUGACGUCAGGUCACUUCAUCGGAACAUUUCCUCAUCUAGUCUCAAGUCCAAGGCUACGUGCUAUAGGUGUUCUCAAAUUCCGCCUAUCGUGGGUUGGCUGAAGAACAGAAGUUGUCGUGCUUAGGUAAGUUGGUUCACUGGUCACCUCUCUUUAAGGCACCAGUCAGUUACCGCUUGCCUAAUUAAUGUUUUCCUAUUUC
Molecule: messenger RNA, 1787 nt
Organism: Xylaria bambusicola
Lineage: Eukaryota; Fungi; Ascomycota; Sordariomycetes; Xylariales; Xylariaceae
Exons: 3
Coding region: 184-1359 (391 amino acids)
Source: RefSeq, a predicted model, not a curated record